UCUGGGAAGUAAUUUCGGAUGAGCACGGCAUUCAGCCAGACGGUUCCUAUAAGGGCGAUUCGGAUUUGCAAAUUGAACGUAUUAGCGUCUACUAUAACGAGGCAAAUGGUACGUUCGGGCACAUUCAUUUUAAUUUCCCUCCCUUCCCCUCCCCCCUUCCUUUCCCCGCGGUUCCCCUCCUCCGGCUGA
Messenger RNA from Gongylonema pulchrum, 189 nucleotides. The record is from the annotation of a GenBank genome assembly. NCBI's taxonomy places the organism in Eukaryota, Metazoa, Nematoda, Chromadorea, Rhabditida, Gongylonematidae.